Molecule: messenger RNA, 1347 nt
Organism: Spodoptera exigua (beet armyworm)
Lineage: Eukaryota; Metazoa; Arthropoda; Insecta; Lepidoptera; Noctuidae
Source: the annotation of a GenBank genome assembly
AUGAGGGAAAUCGUGCACAUCCAGGCCGGCCAGUGCGGUAACCAGAUUGGAGCUAAGUUCUGGGAGAUCAUCUCGGACGAGCACGGCAUCGACCCCACCGGCGCUUACCAUGGCGACUCCGACCUGCAGCUGGAGCGCAUCAACGUAUACUACAAUGAGGCCUCCGGCGGCAAGUACGUGCCCCGCGCCAUCCUGGUCGACCUCGAGCCCGGUACCAUGGACUCAGUGCGCUCGGGACCCUUCGGACAGAUCUUCCGACCGGACAACUUCGUGUUCGGACAGUCCGGUGCCGGUAACAACUGGGCCAAGGGACACUACACCGAGGGCGCUGAACUAGUCGACUCAGUUUUGGACGUUGUCCGCAAAGAAUCAGAAUCAUGCGAUUGCCUACAAGGAUUCCAGCUCACACACUCACUUGGCGGUGGUACCGGUUCCGGUAUGGGUACACUCCUCAUCUCAAAGAUCCGAGAAGAAUACCCUGACAGAAUCAUGAACACAUACUCAGUCGUCCCCUCACCCAAAGUAUCAGACACCGUCGUCGAACCCUACAAUGCGACUCUCUCAGUCCACCAGCUCGUAGAAAACACAGACGAAACCUACUGUAUCGACAACGAGGCCCUAUAUGACAUCUGCUUCCGCACACUGAAACUGUCCACUCCCACCUACGGUGAUCUCAACCACUUGGUCUCCCUCACAAUGUCCGGUGUUACCACCUGCCUCAGGUUCCCCGGUCAGUUGAACGCUGAUCUCCGCAAACUUGCCGUCAACAUGGUUCCCUUCCCCCGUCUCCACUUCUUCAUGCCCGGAUUCGCUCCCCUCACCUCCCGCGGAAGCAGACAAUACCGCGCCCUCACCGUACCCGAGCUCACGCAACAGAUGUUCGACGCCAAGAACAUGAUGGCGGCCUGCGACCCGCGCCACGGCCGCUACCUCACCGUGGCCGCCAUCUUCCGUGGUCGCAUGUCCAUGAAGGAGGUUGACGAGCAGAUGCUCAACAUCCAGAACAAGAACUCGUCAUACUUCGUCGAAUGGAUCCCCAACAACGUGAAGACCGCCGUGUGUGACAUCCCGCCCCGCGGUCUCAAGAUGGCCGCCACCUUCAUCGGCAACUCGACCGCCAUCCAGGAGCUGUUCAAGCGCAUCUCGGAACAGUUCACCGCUAUGUUCAGGCGCAAGGCUUUCUUGCAUUGGUACACUGGCGAGGGUAUGGACGAGAUGGAGUUCACCGAGGCGGAGAGCAACAUGAACGAUCUGGUCUCCGAGUACCAACAGUACCAGGAGGCCACCGCCGACGAGGACGCGGAGUUUGACGAGGAGCAGGAGCAGGAGCUGGACGAGCACCACUAG